UUCGCUUCCUACAGUAUACACAUCUUCAUCAAGUAUCCUACCAUCGAAAUGGCCUGCAUCAAGUUGAUCGGUUCCCUGGUUCUCGUUCUGCUGAUUGUUCUCGCCAUCAGCACCACAACGGAAGCCGGCUACAGAAAGCCCCCAUUCAACGGAAGCAUCUUCGGCAAGCGCAAUGGAAACUCGAUCGAAUACGAAGGCAAUGUGAAAGUGCUCUCAACCAUGUGUGAAAUAGCCGCGGAAGCGUGCCAAUCUUGGUUCUCCCAAGAACAGAAGUAAUACAUCCACACCGGACAUAUCGAAUUCCCUUAACGUUCACUAGCAACCCCUCGAUUCACAGAAGAAUUGCAACAGACAGCCGCCAAUAAAAUUAUUGUUCAUAAACGUUCCAAAUAUUAUGGCAAAAUAAAAAGCAAAUUUGUUCUCCCAACA
Toxorhynchites rutilus septentrionalis is the source of this 429-nucleotide messenger RNA. It is a transcript of the gene SIFa, whose product is annotated as SIFamide-related peptide. The transcript is spliced from 2 exons. Lineage: Eukaryota; Metazoa; Arthropoda; Insecta; Diptera; Culicidae. The record is from RefSeq and is a predicted model, not a curated record. The coding region runs from base 49 to 276 and encodes 75 amino acids.